UGGCUGUGGCUGGGAGGCGGGGUGGAACCAAAAAGCGGCGCUCGCCCUUUAAGCGGCGGGACUUCUGGUCACGCUGCCCGCCGUCGCCGGAAGGGGAAGUUUCGCUUGGGAACGCUGUCUCGCUUGUCCGAAUUCGGUGGCGCCACGUCCGCCGGUCUCCGCCAGUCUCCGCCGGUCCUCCGCCUUGAAACCGGCUGCUUGGGCGGCUUCCGCCCAGACACCUUCCAUUCGCGAGCCGGCCGCGGCGUGAGGGGCACCGUGUACGACGGCCGAGCGCACCCCGGCGACCUGCGAGGCGAAGAUGUCGGACAUCGGGGACUGGUUCAGGAGCAUCCCGGCCAUCACGCGCUACUGGUUCGCCGCCACCGUCGCCGUGCCCUUGGUCGGCAAACUUGGCCUCAUCAGCCCGGCCUACUUCUUGCUCUGGCCCGAAGCUUUCCUUUACCGCUUCCAGAUUUGGAGGCCAGUCACUGCCACCUUUUAUUUCCCCGUGGGUCCAGGAACUGGAUUUCUUUACUUGGUCAAUUUAUAUUUCUUGUAUCAGUAUUCUACACGUUUGGAAACAGCAGCUUUUGAUGGAAGGCCAGCAGACUAUUUAUUCAUGCUGCUCUUUAACUGGAUUUGCAUCGUGAUUACUGGCAUAGCCAUGGAUAUGCAGUUGCUGAUGAUUCCUCUGAUCAUGUCAGUACUUUAUGUCUGGGCCCAGCUGAAUAGAGACAUGAUUGUGUCAUUUUGGUUUGGAACACGGUUUAAGGCCUGUUACUUACCCUGGGUUAUCCUUGGAUUCAACUAUAUCAUCGGAGGCUCGGUGAUCAAUGAACUGAUUGGAAAUCUUGUUGGACACCUUUAUUUCUUCCUAAUGUUCAGAUACCCGAUGGACUUGGGAGGAAGAAAUUUUCUCUCCACACCUCAGUUUUUGUACCGCUGGCUGCCCAGCAGGAGAGGAGGGGUGUCCGGCUUUGGUGUGCCUCCUGCUAGCAUGAGGCGAGCUGCUGAUCAGAAUGCUGGAGGUGGAAGACACAACUGGGGCCAGGGGUUCCGGCUUGGAGACCAGUGAAGGCACGGUCCCAACCUGCCCAGCAGCUGCUCCACUCAGACGGCAUUCCUCCCGGGGCGGGGUGUCCCUAACCACCGCAUUCUAGCUAAUGCUGUUGGACCUGACCCACACUGAAUGUAGUCUUUGAGUAUGAGACAAGAUUUUUUUAAAUCCUGGAGAAAAAUACAAGUGUUCUCAAGUUUCAUAAUUCUCAUUCAAGUUCUUACUGCUAUGAAGAGCAAAUAUCAACUGCGCAAAUUUCAAAACUUGA
This is a messenger RNA of Ochotona princeps (American pika), 1307 nucleotides long. It is a transcript of the gene DERL1, whose product is annotated as derlin 1. Gene Ontology annotation, molecular function: ubiquitin-specific protease binding; misfolded protein binding. Gene Ontology annotation, biological process: endoplasmic reticulum unfolded protein response. Bases 302 to 1057 code for a protein of 251 amino acids. The transcript has 8 exons. The record is from RefSeq and is a predicted model, not a curated record. Gene Ontology annotation, cellular component: endoplasmic reticulum membrane; Hrd1p ubiquitin ligase ERAD-L complex. NCBI's taxonomy places the organism in Eukaryota, Metazoa, Chordata, Mammalia, Lagomorpha, Ochotonidae.